GCUCUAGGAACCCGGAGCCGCGCGCGAGUCUAGGGGAUAGGAGAGUGGCGUCCUCGGGCCGCGGUGGCCAGAAGAGGGAGAUGGCGGCGCGAUGGAGCAGCGAGAAUGUGGUCGUGGAGUUCCGCGACUCCCAGGCAACUGCCAUGUCUGUGGACUGUCUGGGGCAGCAUGCAGUGCUUUCUGGCCGCAGGUUCCUAUACAUCGUCAAUCUAGAUGCCCCUUUCGAAGGUCACCGGAAAAUCUCUCGCCAGAGCAAAUGGGACAUUGGAGCUGUACAGUGGAAUCCUCAUGACAGCUUUGCACACUAUUUUGCCGCUUCGAGUAACCAGCGGGUCGACCUGUAUAAGUGGAAGGACGGCAGUGGGGAAGUCGGCACCACCCUACAGGGCCAUACUCGCGUCAUCAGUGACUUGGACUGGGCAGUGUUUGAGCCAGAUCUCCUGGUCACCAGCUCUGUGGACACCUACAUCUACAUUUGGGAUAUCAAAGACACAAGGAAACCUACGGUUGCACUAUCUGCUGUAGCUGGUGCCUCCCAAGUCAAAUGGAAUAAAAAAAACGCUAACUGCCUCGCCACCAGCCACGAUGGGGAUGUGCGGAUAUGGGAUAAGCGGAAACCCAGCACAGCAAUGGAAUAUCUAGCAGCCCACCUCUCCAAAAUCCAUGGCCUUGACUGGCACCCAGACAGUGAACACAUUCUUGCCACCUCCAGUCAAGACAACUCCGUCAAGUUCUGGGAUUACCGGCAGCCUCGGAAAUACCUCAAUAUCCUCCCUUGUCAGGUGCCUGUGUGGAAGGCCAGAUACACGCCUUUCAGCAAUGGAUUAGUGACAGUGAUGGUUCCCCAGCUUCGGAGGGAAAACAGCUUGCUCCUAUGGAAUGUCUUUGACUUGAACACCCCGGUCCACACCUUUGUGGGACACGAUGAUGUGGUACUGGAGUUCCAGUGGAGGCGACAGAAGGAAGGGUCCAAGGACUACCAACUGGUUACGUGGUCCCGUGAUCAGACCUUGAGAAUGUGGCGGGUAGAUUUCCAGAUGCAGAGGCUCUGUGCCAAUGACAUAUUGGAUAGUGAUGAGUUCAUUGAGAGCAUUUCUCUUCUGCCGGAACCAGAGAAGACCCUGCACACCCAAGACACUGAUCACCAGCACAACUCAAGCCACGGGGAGGAAGAAGCCUUAAAGGAAGAUCCCCCUAGCAGUCUCCUGGAGGAGAGGAAGUCAGAUCAGCUGGGCCUGCCGCAGACUCUGCAGCAGGAGUUCUCCCUUAUCAAUGUGCAGAUCCGGAAUGUCAAUGUAGAGUUGUGGGCUUGUGUCUUGCAGAUGGAUGCAGCAGAUAGGAGCUGCACAGUGUCUGUACAUUGUAGCAACCAUCGCGUCAAGAUGUUGGUGAAGUUCCCGGCGCAGUACCCCAACAACGCUGCCCCUUCCUUCCAGUUUAUUAACCCCACCACCAUUACGUCCACCAUGAAAGCUAAGCUGUUAAAGAUCCUGAAGGAUACCUCGCUGCAAAAAGUGAAACGCAACCAGAGCUGUUUGGAGCCCUGCCUGCGCCAGCUCGUCUCCUGCCUUGAGUCUUUUGUGAACCAAGAAGACAGCGCUUCCAGCAACCCAUUCGCACUCCCAAACUCUGUCACACCACCCUUACCAACAUUUGCGCGGGUCACCACUGCCUAUGGGUCUUACCAGGAUGCCAAUAUCCCCUUUCCUAGGACUUCUGGGGCCAGGUUCUGUGGAGCAGGCUACCUGGUGUACUUCACAAGGCCCAUGACAAUGCACCGAGCAGUGUCUCCAACAGAACCCACUCCCAGAUCUCUCUCGGCCCUAUCUGCCUAUCACACUGGCUUGAUUGCACCCAUGAAGAUUCGCACAGAGGCCCCCGGCAAUCUUCGAUUGUAUAGUGGGAGCCCCACUCGCAGCGAGAAAGAGCAGGUCUCCAUCAGCUCCUUCUACUACAAGGAGCGGAUGUCUCCUCGCUCUGCCCGGCGACGUUGGUCCAUACAAGCAAUUAACGACUUCCCGAAAUCAAGGAGAUGGAAAAGUAAGCGCGAGGGUUCAGACUCUGGCAACCGACCCAUCAAGGCUGCUGGGAAGGUCAUCAUCCAGGAUGUCUCGUGCCUCCUUCCUGUUCACAAGUCUCUGGGAGAACUGUACAUAUUGAACGUGAAUGAUAUUCAAGAAACAUGUCAAAAGAAUGCCACUUCUGCCGUGCUUGUUGGAAGGAAGGAUCUUGUCCAGGUUUGGUCGCUGGCUGCAGUAGCUACAGAUCUUUGCCUUGGUCCGAAGUCUGACCCAGAUUUGGAAACCCCCUGGGCUCGGCAUCCAUUCGGACGACAGCUGCUGGAGUCCCUGUUGGCACAUUAUUGUCGGCUGAGGGAUGUUCAGACCUUGGCUAUGCUCUGCAGCGUGUUUGAAGCCCAAUCUCGGCUUCAGGGGCUGCCGAACCCCUUCGGAUCUUUUCCUAACCGGUCUUCCAAUCUCAUGGUGUCCCAUAGUCGAUAUCCCAGCUUUACCUCGUCGGGUUCCUGCUCCAGCAUGUCAGACCCAGGCCUCAGCACCGGUGGCUGGAACAUAGCUGGAAGAGAGGCUGAGCACAUGUCCUCCCCAUGGGGAGAGUCCUCUCCAGACGAGCUCCGCUUUGGGAGUCUCACCUACAGUGACCCUCGGGAGAGGGAGCGUGACCAACAUGACAAAAAUAAAAGGCUUCUAGACCCCGCCAACACCCAGCAAUUUGAUGACUUUAAGAAAUGCUAUGGAGAAAUCCUCUACCGCUGGGGUCUGAGAGAGAAGCGAGCAGAAGUGCUGAAGUUUGUGUCCUGUCCUCCUGAUCCUCACAAAGGGAUUGAGUUCGGUGUGUACUGCAGCCACUGCCGGAGCGAGGUUCGAGGCACACAGUGUGCCAUCUGCAAAGGCUUCACGUUCCAGUGUGCCAUCUGCCACGUGGCCGUGCGUGGGUCAUCCAACUUCUGCCUGACCUGUGGGCAUGGUGGCCACACCAGCCAUAUGAUGGAGUGGUUUCGGACACAGGAGGUGUGUCCCACAGGGUGUGGGUGCCACUGCCUGCUGGAAAGUACUUUCUGAGCUCACAGACAGUGAGCCUGGUGGAAAUCCCAGUGGACUCUGCAGGGCCAGUGAAAACUCCAGAUGGGGGUCAUCCCUAGCAGCUUGGAGCAGGUUUCCGUUGCCAACUGUCUCAGCAGCUGCUCCCUGGGAGCCUUUGCGGUCUCUUUCCUUUGGCUGCCCUGGCAUGGGCAUCACCAGCAGAAGGGAAGACAAGGAUCACAGAGCUGGACUCUGCUCCUGCUGAGCUACCACGGUGGAAGUUUUCAUGAGGGAAGCAGCCGCCUGCAGAGCCAGUGUCACCUCCAAGGCGUGAGCCCUGCGCCACCUGCGGGCUCUGCUGGCGCCAGUGUAGAGACCAAGGCAGCUACAAAAGAGUCUCCUGAGCCACAGGGCAGUGGGUAUGAUUUAAUUGACAAGUGAGCCCAUGACAUCUGGGACAUCAGAAGUUACUGCCUUUAAAGAGCUGAUGGACAGCGACCAUCUGAAAUAUGAUACUAAAAAUGUAAAUAUGUGAUGUACUUAAAGAUUCUUAAAAUGUAUUUUUUUAUCUCACCUCCAGCUGCUUCC
Molecule: messenger RNA, 3629 nt
Organism: Fukomys damarensis (Damara mole-rat)
Lineage: Eukaryota; Metazoa; Chordata; Mammalia; Rodentia; Bathyergidae
Gene: Wdr59
Product: WD repeat domain 59
Exons: 27
Coding region: 81-3080 (999 amino acids)
Molecular function (GO): protein binding
Source: RefSeq, a predicted model, not a curated record